UCGAAAAACGCUGCGAAGGAUUUUGAUUACUAAGUAACGAUUUCACUUCCGCAGCUAUGUUCACCUGCUGGCUAGACGUCGGUGUUGUCUGUGGCCAUAACCUAUAUCGUGAAUGAAUAUGUGAAAAUGUCGCAUCAGACUGGAAUAAAGGCGAACGCCGAGCUCAGGAAAUUCUUCGCCGACGGCAAAACCGCCAAAAUUCGCCUCGCCAAAGUCGCUAUAGAAGAUGAACAGCUCGUGCUCAAAGAGAAGCGGGAGUCCAAAUCUAACUGGGAGAAGGAUUACGAAAGAUACGUCGUGCCGCUCGUUGAAGAGAACCAACCUUCUUAUAUUUUGUACAGAUUGGACGCGAAAAAUUCGGUCGGAUACGACUGGCUCCUAAUUAGUUGGUGCCCUGACACUGCUCCUGUCAGGCAGAAAAUGCUGUACGCCUCAACUAAAGCCACCUUGAAACAAGAGUUUGGUUCGUCCGAGAUUAAAGACGAAUUGCACGGGACUGUUGUCUCGGACAUCACACUGGAUGGAUUCAAAAGACACCUAACAAAUGUCGUCAGACCGCCACCUCUGUCGAUGCGCGAGGAAGAACUGCAGGAAAUUAAGAAAACCGAAGUGAACACCGACAUCAGCGUGGAUACGAAGCAAACCCUUGGAACGUUGGCGUUUCCCCUAACCGACGCUGCGACGAAGGCGAUAAAGGACAUGGCGGCCGGACUAUUCGAUUAUUUGCAGUUUAAAAUAAAUAUAUCGGAGGAGAGUGUCCACUUGGCCGAGUCGGGAAACAUAGCUGUGGAAUCUCUGCCCGGCAAAGUGCCAGAGGACAGCGGGAGGUACCAUCUUUACAAAUUUAAGCACACCCACGAAGGGGACUAUAUGGAGUCUGUAGUGUUUAUCUAUUCCAUGCCGGGAUACAGCUGCCCCAUCAAAGAACGCAUGCUCUACUCCAGCUGCAAGAACUACCUUACCGAUCUGAUCUCCAGCUUGGGCCUGGAAAUCACCAAAAAGCUCGAAGUGGAUUCGGGCUCGGAGCUUACCUCUCAGUAUUUGUACGAUGUAAUUCACCCGACGCACAGCUUGCACCGUCCCAAGUUCGCGAAGCCGAAGGGACCCCCCGGCAGGGGCCCCAAACGAAUGACGAAACACCAGGACGCCGCCGAAUAAGUACUAUUCUCUCCCUUUUAAUCGAAACCGCGCUUGCCGGAGGCGGGGCACUCCUCUUGGAGAUCGUUUCCUCUCUAUAUCCAUCGAUCAAUAUCUAGUUUUUUUUGAAAAGGUGCUCAUAUUUUGGUAUAUCGGUUCCUUGUCGCUCGCGUUGCAAAUAAAA
This is a messenger RNA of Cylas formicarius (sweet potato weevil), 1321 nucleotides long. It is a transcript of the gene twf, whose product is annotated as twinfilin. The coding region runs from base 127 to 1158 and encodes 343 amino acids. The transcript has 8 exons. The record is from RefSeq and is a predicted model, not a curated record. Gene Ontology annotation, molecular function: actin monomer binding; actin filament binding. NCBI's taxonomy places the organism in Eukaryota, Metazoa, Arthropoda, Insecta, Coleoptera, Brentidae. Gene Ontology annotation, cellular component: actin filament; myofibril; cytoplasm. Gene Ontology annotation, biological process: barbed-end actin filament capping; actin filament depolymerization; regulation of lamellipodium assembly.